This is a messenger RNA of Cokeromyces recurvatus, 882 nucleotides long. RefSeq names its product GAF domain-like protein. The transcript has 4 exons. Gene Ontology annotation, molecular function: L-methionine (R)-S-oxide reductase activity; protein binding. Lineage: Eukaryota; Fungi; Mucoromycota; Mucoromycetes; Mucorales; Mucoraceae. Bases 91 to 633 code for a protein of 180 amino acids. Gene Ontology annotation, cellular component: cytosol. The record is from RefSeq and is a predicted model, not a curated record.
CUGCAUUUUAAUAUUUGAUUGAUAACCACUAACGACAAUUAAAACAAAAUAGACGCUUUUUUUUUCUUUCUUUCAUUUACAUUUCAAAAGAUGAAGGAAAUUGUCUCGAACACAGAUCCUAAUUGUUCCAAGAAAGAGUUUUACACUGAGCUUUUAGAACAAGUGAAAUGCAUUUGUGAAGAUCAAACUUUUUGGGUUACCAAUCUUUCAAAUGCUUCUACUGUUAUUUACCAUGGUUUAAUUUCAUUAAAACAUUUCCAAGAGAAGCCUAUUAAUUGGUGUGGUUUUUAUAUUACUGAUCCAAAGAAUGAUCAAUUGCUCAUUCUUGGACCAUUCCAAGGAAAGGUCGCUUGUACUGCUAUUCCUUUUGGUAAAGGAGUUUGCGGUACAGCAGCACAAACCAAAAAGACACAGGUCGUUCGUGAUGUUCAUGAGUUUCCCGGUCAUAUUGCCUGUGAUUCAGCUUCUAAUUCGGAAAUAGUUAUUCCUUUAAUUAAAAAUAAUUGUGUUUUGGGUGUCUUGGAUAUUGAUUGUGAAAAGGUUGAAGGUUUUAAUGAUGAAGAUAGAGAAGGUUUGGAAGCAAUUGCAGCUAUAAUUAUUGACAGUUGUGAAUGGCCUAGUGAUGAAGCAUAAUUAUUAAUUAUUAUUAUUAUUAUUAUUAUUAUUAUUAUUAUCGUUAAAAAAUAAGUAGUUUCCCCUAUGCCAUUCUUAAAUGGUAUUUAUUUAUUUAUUUAAAUAAUAAUCACACAACUCCCUUUUGUUAGAGUCAUUUUACUUUUUCUUUACAUAAUUUGUUUGUCUCCUUGGAGUCAGCCUCGAACUAAAUUUAUAUAUCUCUCUUUCUUUCUUUUCUUUUAAUAAAAUAGUUCUUCCUUUUCAUUU